This is a messenger RNA of Perca flavescens (yellow perch), 1605 nucleotides long. Its product is annotated as leucine-rich repeat, immunoglobulin-like domain and transmembrane domain-containing protein 2. Gene Ontology annotation, molecular function: protein binding. Lineage: Eukaryota; Metazoa; Chordata; Actinopteri; Perciformes; Percidae. The transcript has 3 exons. Bases 49 to 1605 code for a protein of 518 amino acids. The record is from RefSeq and is a predicted model, not a curated record.
ACCGGUUGCUCCUGCACAGAUGACCACUUGGGAAGGUCUUUACUAUGUAUGGAAACCUCCAUGGGACGAAUCCCAGAGGAUAUCCCUCAUGAUUUCAUUAAAAUCCGAAUUGAAAACUGCCACCUGACCGAGUUACCUCGAGGAGUUUUCUCUCAAAUGAGUGCCUUGGAGUUUCUCUGGCUGAAUUUUAAUAAAAUCACCUUGAUGAACAUCAAAAGCUUAGAUGGGCUGACCAACCUGACUGAGCUCCGGCUGCAAGGUAACAAGCUGACUUCAGUAACAUGGAUGGCGUUUCAGGACACACCAAAACUGAAGAUUUUGGACCUAAAGCACAAUCGACUAGACAUCCUGCCCGAACACGCUUUGAGACACUUACCUGAACUGACCUACUUAGAUUUAUCCUUCAAUCAGCUUAGUGUCAUAUCAAAAGAUGUCUUCAUUAAUUGGCCUCUUUACCAAACAGCAGAGAAAGCGUGGGGGAAAGAAGGGCUGGUCUCCAAUAUGGUUCUGGCGCUACAUGACAACCCUUGGUUGUGUGAUUGCCGCCUCAAAGGCUUUGUUGAAUUCAUCAGGGCGGUCCGCCCUCCCAUCAUUCUCAUGAACUCUUAUUUGAUGUGCUCGGGCCCCGCCUCCAAAGCUGAAAAGUUUUUCCACGAGAUCCAGUUAAAAACAUGCAUGAAUCCGGUGGCCUCUGCCCCAGAGACUAACAUCACUUUACCUCUCGGUGCAAAUGCAACACUCACAUGCUUAGUAAAGGCCAGGCCAGGUCCAACCAUUCAGUGGAUGUACAGUUUGAAGAUUAUAAGAGGAUUUGCUGCUACAGAGACUCACAUAGACGAGGAGACCGUCACCUCCAAGCUGGUGAUCCCCACUCUUCACCUGGCAGACCGAGGACUCUACACCUGCAUGGCCAACAACUUUAUUGGCAACUCCUCCGUCAGCAUCACAGUUAACAUCAAUUCAUCCAAUUCCUCUGCUCCUCUCCCUCCACCUGUCCCCAUGCUGUCAUCUGAUGAGAAUGCCUACAUUGACAUCCGCAUUGCCAAGCAGACAGUUUACGGUAUCACCCUAGAGUGGUACGCAACAACGGACAACCCAGCAGAAACCUGGUUCACCAUCCACUUUGGCAAAUACGAUUCACACAAAAAGGAGAUGAUCUACAUUGGCCCCGGCAUCAACAGCUACACUGUCAGCGACCUGCUUCCUGUUACCAAAUAUGAGGUGUGUGUGACCCUGAAGAACCAUCCACCGAGAGAAGGCCAGUGCAUAGUGUUUGUGACGGGAAGUGACAUCAGUGAGCUGGAGCAAAGAGAGAGGCUCAUCCACAUUAUUGUCAUUGUUUGCGCCAUGGUGUUGGCAGUGCCGGCCGGCAUGUUUGCCUGCACUACUGAGGCCAGGUUCAGCUGCGUGGACCGCUGCAUGAAACUGUGGAAGAAGCACAGGCUGCAUGGAGAGGACCUGCAGGGGGCGGAGAGGCAAGGCACCUUCGACAGCCUGCAAGCGGCCAGCGAUGAAGGCCUGUGCAGGGACUCGGAGGAAAAGCCGAAAAAGAGGCGGAAGUCUGAGGACAGGUGCAAAGGAGGAAGUGCAGCUCAUCUGUACUAG